Salarias fasciatus (jewelled blenny) is the source of this 4566-nucleotide messenger RNA. Its product is annotated as E3 ubiquitin-protein ligase CBL-B-B-like. The record is from RefSeq and is a predicted model, not a curated record. The transcript has 19 exons. Gene Ontology annotation, biological process: cell surface receptor signaling pathway; negative regulation of epidermal growth factor-activated receptor activity. Gene Ontology annotation, molecular function: phosphotyrosine residue binding; receptor tyrosine kinase binding; ubiquitin protein ligase activity. Lineage: Eukaryota; Metazoa; Chordata; Actinopteri; Blenniiformes; Blenniidae. The coding region runs from base 288 to 3233 and encodes 981 amino acids. Gene Ontology annotation, cellular component: membrane raft; plasma membrane.
UGCUCUGGUUGCAGCGCUCUAUGUGUCGGACGCGCCUGGCUGUGCGGUGCAGCGUACUGCCCUGGCAGCUCCGUGUCCCGGGCCGCAGCGGAGCCGUGUGGAGCAGUAUGGAGCAGUGAUCCGGCCCCGGGCCCUGCUGGCUGUGCGCUGCCGGGGAAGCUCGCUCCGGGCGGGGACGCCGCUCUGGGAAGUUCUGCCGCGGAUCGAUCGGUCGGCUGGAUGUUGACAGAGCCGCUGCUGGCUCCACAGGCCCAGAAGACCAGGAAACACUCUGAUGUUUGAAGGAGAUGGCGACCGCCCUCAGUGGUAGGAACCCAGGUGGGCGUGGGCCAAACAGGGGCAAGGGUCGGAUCCUGGGCUUCAUCGAUGCCAUCCAGGACGCCGUGGGGCCGCCCAAGCAGGCGGUGGCUGAUCGCAGGACUGUGGAGAAGACCUGGAAGCUCAUGGACAAAGUUGUCCGACUCUGCCAAAAUCCCCGGCUGCAGCUGAAGAACAGCCCGCCCUACAUCCUGGACAUCCUGCCCGACGCCUACCAGCACCUGCGGCUCAUUCUGGGCAAAUACGAGGAGACCCAGAGACUGGCGCAGCUCAGCGAGAACGACUACUUCAAGGUCUACAUCGACAGCCUGAUGAGGAAGUCCAAGCAGGCCAUCCGGCUCUUCAAGGAAGGGAAAGACACCAUGUACGAGGAGCAGUCUCAGGACAGACGUAACUUGACCAAGCUGUCUCUGAUCUUCAGCCACAUGCUGGCUGAAAUCAAAGCCAUCUUCCCUGGAGGACACUUCCAGGGAGACUCCUUCAGGAUCACUAAAGCCGACGCUGCCGACUUCUGGAGGAGAUUCUUUGGAGAAAAGACCAUCGUGCCGUGGAAAGUCUUCCGACAGUGCCUUCACGACGUGCACCCCAUCAGCUCGGGCCUGGAGGCCAUGGCCCUCAAGUCCACCAUCGACCUCACCUGCAACGACUACAUCUCCGUGUUCGAGUUCGACAUCUUCACCCGCCUCUUCCAGCCAUGGGGGUCGAUCCUGAGGAACUGGAACUUCCUGGCGGUGACGCACCCCGGCUACAUGGCCUUCCUGACCUACGACGAGGUCAAGGCCCGGCUGCACAAGUACAUCAACAAGCCCGGCAGCUACAUCUUCCGGCUGAGCUGCACCCGGCUGGGCCAGUGGGCCAUCGGCUACGUGACCAGCGACUGCAACAUCCUGCAGACCAUCCCCCACAACAAGCCGCUGUUCCAGGCGCUCAUCGACGGCUACCGGGAGGGAUUCUACUUGUUCCCGGACGGUCGCAGUUACAACCCCGACCUGACCGGACUGUGUGAGCCGACUCCGCACGACCACAUCAAGGUGACCCAGGAGCAGUACGAGCUGUACUGCGAGAUGGGCUCCACCUUCCAGCUCUGCAAGAUCUGCGCCGAGAACGACAAGGACGUGAAGAUCGAGCCCUGCGGUCACCUCAUGUGCACUUCCUGUCUGACGGCCUGGCAGGAGUCGGACGGGCAGGGCUGCCCCUUCUGUCGCUGUGAGAUCAAAGGCACGGAGCCCAUCAUCGUGGAUCCCUUCGACCCUCGAAACGAAGGCGCCAAGUGCUUCUUCCUGGACAGACACAGCUGUCCCAUGCUGGACCUGGACGAGGACGAGGACCGCGAGGACUGCCUGGUCAUGAGUGGAUUAGCCAGCGUCCGCAAGCACUGUGCCGAGCUCCAGAACUCGCCCAUGGUGUCUCCCAGCUCCUCGCCCGGCAGCCAGCACAGGAAGGCCUACGGAGCGGACUCCAGCCACUGUGGCCCGCUCCUCGGCCUCCCCCCGGUCCCCCCGAGACGAGACCUCAUCCACAAGGCCGCCCGGCGCUCCCCCUCCGCCAGUCCCACGGCCUCGCCCAGGUCCUCUCCAGGAAUGUCCCGGAAGCAGGACAAGCCUCUACCAGCCCCUCCGCCCCCCCAGAGGGACCCCCCUCCGCCUCCCCCACCGGAGCGUCCCCCACCCGUCCCCCCCGAAACACGACACUCGUGGCUGUCCUCCCCGGCGCCCCACGAAGACGUGCCGCCCCCCCAGCCGGGCGGCAGACCGCUCAGCUGUCCACUGGGAGACGGAGGGACUCAUCCCAGGGGGGAGGGGCCGAGACCCCCGGACGGCUCCAAGCCCCUCUGUAAUGGUGUUCCAGACGACUAUGACAUCCUUCCCUCUCGACAGUCCGCUCAGCACACACCUGCCACAAGCAACAAACCGUCCAGGCCCCUCAGCGGUCCAGCAGAGCAGCAGGACGGGGACUACCAGAGCCCGCCGUCCGGCCUGUGCCGGAGCCAGGCCUCCAUCUGCAGCUCGGGGUCCAGCAGACACGCUGCGGUGGACCGCCCUGCGGUGGACCGCCCUGCAGUGGACCGCCCCGCGGUGGACCGCCCUGCAGUGGACCACCCCGCGGUGGACCGCCCUGCAGUGGACCGCCCUGCGGUGGACCGCCCUGCAGUGGACCGCCCCGCGGUGGACCGCCCUGCAGUGGACCACCCCGCGGUGGACCGCCCUGCGGUGGACCGCCCUGCAGAGGCGGCGGACAGGAAGCCCUGCGAUCCAGAGCCCUCGGCGCCACUAGGGGGCGUGGUCUCCAGGGUCCUCUGCCCCUUCAGCUCCAGGCAGACCCUGUCGGACUACGACAUCCUGCUGCCCCCCCAAGAGGACGUCUUCAGCAUGGCCGCUGCGUCUCCCCCUUCCCCUCCACCUCCUCCACCCCCUCCGCCAGCACGGCACGGCCUCGGGUCCUCGUCUCCGUCCUCCUCGUCCUCGGUCGUCCCUCGAGCGCACCGCCCGUCCUCCGGCCUGGACCACGUGCUGCUGCCCCCUGACACAGUGCUGGACAUGCUGAACAGCCCGGUCCCGGUCCCGGUCCCGGUCCCGGUCCCGCUUCCUCCGGCCCGCCGCCACACGGACAAUGUCAGGAGCUCCCGAGGCUGCCUGGACCUGGACCACUGCCUGCCACACCAAGGUCCCGCCGACCUGGAGGCUCCAGCCCGGCCCCCCAAACCCCUCCCCAGGAAGAUCCCGCCGGACCUCCAGCCGCCGCCGCCCCCCCACGGUCCGGACGACAACGAAGACGCCAAGAUCGCCAAGCUGAUGGGAGAAGGGUACUCCUUCGACGACGUGAAGCGCGCUCUGACCAUCGCCCAGUUCCAGAUGGACGUGGCCCGCAGCAUCCUGCGGGAGUUCGCCUUCGUGGCCCCCAGGCUCAACUUCUAGAGGCCCCCGCCCGGCGGGGGUCUGACAAGGGCUUCCUGGGUUCUCCGGUCACGGAACCAGGCGGACGCUUAAGGAACGUCUGAUUUGUGCUGCUGAACAAAGACAAGGAUGCACAGCAGGAGGCGGAAACCAAAGCUUCAUCCAGGAUGAGCAGGGAGAAGCUGUGUGUGUGUGUGUGUGUGUGUGUGUGUGUGUGUGUGUGUGUGUGUGUGUGUGUGUGUGUGUGUGUGUGUGUGUGUGUGUGUGUGUGUGUGUGUGUGUGUGUGUGUGUGUGUGUGUGUGUGUGUGUGUGUUUCAGUUGAUCACCAGUAGAGGGAGCUGGACAGUCUCGUGCCCUCUCUGAUCCACUGAGCCUUUGAAUGCCACUUCCUGUCUGGACCGACCUCUGGGUUCACCGCUCCGGCUUCCCUGUCCGGGUCAUUCCUGGUCCUGGUGAGCUGGACUGAGCUCCAGCACCCUGUGACCCUGCGACCCUGCCCAGGAGGAAGCGGUAUGGGGGCCAGAUGUUGGAAGCCAGACCGCCGUGCCUGUAUUCGCUCAAGCAUUUCCAGCAGGCUGUUCCAGAGGAGCAGCCUGCAGCCUUCAGUCACCCAGACCCCCCCACACCCCCCACACCCCCCCACACCCCCCCACACCCCCCCACACCCCCAGGUUGGACAUUGGUCUUGUCACUACGUCUGAACCCUGGCUCUCAGCGGUGUGUCGCCCUCUAGUGGAGAUGUCUGUCACAAAGCUCCCUCGCCUUCAGGGCUUACUGUUGGUGUUCGGCAGUGAAGAGGUGAAAGGUCAUCGGGUCAUCAGACUCCUGAGGCCCUUCAUCACACUGACCUUGAUGGGACAUGACUCUCCAGACCAGACCAACACCAGAACCCGGUUCAGGGGGAAUCCCUGAUCCGUCAGAAAACAGCAGAACAGAGUCCAGCUCCUCAUGUGUCAGAGGGACGAGACCGGCCGUCCGUCUCCAACGGCGUCUCGUCCACAGUCCUGAGAAUUCUGAGACUCUGAGACAAUCCUGAGACUCUUUACUGGACCCCACUGCUGCACCACUCACACUGGAAGGACGGCGGUGGGGGGGGGGGGGACCCGGGGAGGACCCGGGGGGGACUGACUGAGAGUGUCUUUGGUCUCAUUGCAGGAGAAACUCAGCGGAAACAAACAGAACUUUAUUGAUCCCUUCAGCAGACAGGAAACUGGAAAGAUGGUGAAUACUCCUCCUCCUCUCUCUUCCUCCUCUCUCCAGUCUCCUCCUCCUCCUCCUCCUCUCUCCAGUCUCCUCCUCCUCCUCCUCCUCUCUUCCUCUCAUGUCCUCCUCUCUCCUCCUCCUCCUCUCUCU